Trichobilharzia szidati is the source of this 231-nucleotide messenger RNA. The record is from the annotation of a GenBank genome assembly. Lineage: Eukaryota; Metazoa; Platyhelminthes; Trematoda; Strigeidida; Schistosomatidae.
GUGCUACUCAUAUCCAUCGCAUACUGUUGUGUUUUUCAUGAAUUCGUUGCUCUCAGUAUUUUUAUAAUUUUGAAUGUGGUUCUAGCGCUAGCUGCUGCAAUAGUGUUAAUCGCUGUCAAUCUGAAACGCUUAGAUUUAACAGCGUUUACGGCAGUCGUAUUUCUCGCAGUGCUCAUUGCAUUCAUAGGACUCCUAUCCAUGCUUCUCUCCGUUCUGCGUGUCCCAUUCUCU